UUCACGUACAGUGGCUAGCUUUUGUUCGUAUUAUGAGCUCUACACAGAGCUGAUGACAGUAAGUAGUAAACAUAUUAUAAGUGAAGCUUCAUUCAUUCUGCGUUAUUUCGUGUGUGCUGGUUGCAUUGAACAGAUGUUGUCAACAGACGAUUUAUGGUUGUUUUGGUCAAAAUUUGAUUGCUUACUCAUCAUUGUGAAAUUGUGACGUCAAGCAAAAGAUGAUCCAGCCAAAAGCGAAACGAUUGAAACUUGGACCAACACAAGACCAGGAGGUUCAAAAUAAUGCAAUUGAUGAGAACAACGAUGAAUUGAAGGGCAAAUCGCCAAAAUCCUCGCCGUCAUUGGAUAAGCCGUCUUUACUGUCACUAUACACUGAGUGCUGUCUGCACAUUUUCGAAAUGUUGCCGCUGAAUGAUCUCUGCUCGGUUAGCAAAACGUGCAAGCGAUUUCAAGCAUUGGGCAAAGACGUUUAUCGACGCCGAUACAAGUCAAAGGUUCUGAUCAUUGAGGAUAUAGCAGAUGAUGGCAAUAUGGCUCUUGGACCGGAUGAAAAGUACACAAAUUGCUUUGCAGAGUUCAUUCAAAACGUGUCACUCAGCCAAAAUGUCGCAUCAAAAGCUGGACUAGCGAGAUUGAAAGCAUUCUAUAAGGCAAAAGCAAAAGAUGAAUACGACAGCGGCGAUGAGAACGAAAACAGCCAAGAAGAGCAAAGCAGUGAUGAGAGUGCAAAAAAAGAUGACGGUCCAAUCUCGACACCGAUUACAUCUUUGCGUUUCGAGAAUUGGCGUGGAGGUUUACGUAAGUCUCAUGGCCCAGUGUUGGCUGAUAUCGUACAAGGCGUCGAAGCGGUAACAUUUUCGAGCACGAAAAUUUCCGGUGACUUGAAUGAAAACAUGCUACAAUUUUUGCCGAACAUGAAACGUUUGACGCUGUGGAAAACAUUGAAUGAGCCGAGGGAUGAUGAAAGAGUCAAUUGGAUGGAGCAAACAUACCCGAAGUUGGAGCAUUUUGCAUGGCAUUUGUACAGGGAAGUGCCCGUUAAUAAGGUCAAACGAUUCUUGCAAGUCAAUCCGAGCAUUAAAACGUUUUCAUUGUUGUCGAAAUCACCGCGAACAAUCAAUGAACUGGUGAACGAAGGAAUGCGCAUCGAUGAAUUAUUCUUUGACAUACCCAGCGACCUUUGGAAUGCACUUGCCGACUUACGCUUGUUUUGUCAACAACAAGUCGGCAGACAGCUAAAAUUGCAUCUCAAGUUUUCUGACUCGGUUCGGGCAUCGCUUAAUCAAAAUUUGAAUCUGCUGACCGCAAUCGCUCCAUACAUCGAAGGAUUGUACUUUGAAGAGGCUUUCGUCGAUGAAAAACUGGUCAAGGUAAUUGAGAAGUGUGAACAUUUGAAAAUGAUUCAGCUUAAUCUUCAGCCCAAAGGCAAAAUGAUGUGGUUGACCAACAUACCAAAAUUGCAAGAAAUCUUUAUUUAUUGGGCGGUGAAUCUUUCAACAUUUGGAAAAUAUCAUAAAGUGAUGAUGAUGUUAGCCGGUCAGGUGCAACAACUGAAGAAGAUCUACAUACGCAACAACUCCCGAAAAUUCAAUGAAUUCGGCCUUGAUGAACUCAAUAGUGAACGGCGUAAAUUGACUGAUACUAAGCGGUUGAAGAUCUACUUCAAGAGCGAAGAAACUAUAAACACUGGCCGAUUGGACGCAACCGUGUGUGAAUUCGACAAAAUCGAGGCUUUGCGUGUUGAAUCUGAAACAUUUGACAAUCCACUCGUGACAAAAUACCUCACGACAAAAGGUCUACCCCGAUUUUUCUACCGACACUGCCUCCGCAUACUUUAAAUCAUUUAUAUAUUGUUAUUUGUAUAUUGUUUGUUAUUGACGAUUUUAUUAUUAUUUGUCUCAACAUUUUGAGUGAUCAAUGUUUUUCUUAUUGGUGUAAUUUAUCAUUGGAAAUUCAUCAAAAUCAAGCAAAAGAACGUAAUGUGAUGUGAAUAUCCAUAGGAUUUUAUAUAUAUUUGAAUGCUAUAACUUUAUCGAAAUGAAUUCGAUUCGUAAUAAAUAUCGAUGAAGCAUUUCUAAAGAAAAAAUGAAAAAAAAAA
Sitodiplosis mosellana (orange wheat blossom midge) is the source of this 2098-nucleotide messenger RNA. RefSeq lists its product as uncharacterized. Lineage: Eukaryota; Metazoa; Arthropoda; Insecta; Diptera; Cecidomyiidae. Gene Ontology annotation, molecular function: protein binding. The transcript is spliced from 2 exons. The record is from RefSeq and is a predicted model, not a curated record. Bases 219 to 1838 code for a protein of 539 amino acids.